Messenger RNA from Entrophospora sp. SA101, 408 nucleotides. The record is from the annotation of a GenBank genome assembly. NCBI's taxonomy places the organism in Eukaryota, Fungi, Glomeromycota, Glomeromycetes, Entrophosporales, Entrophosporaceae.
AUGAAAAAAAAUUAUUGGGAUGAAAUGAGAAAUAGAUUGAUUACUGAUUUUAAUUUAGGCUCUCCACUUCAAAAAAGAGUCGCUUUUUUGGAAUCUAAAGGUUUAACUUCAGAAGAAAUUGAAGAAGCCCUUAAACAAGCAAAGGCUGGCCAGAUAGACUGGAGAGACUAUUUUAUUGCGGCUGUUCUAAUUGAUCAAUUUACAACCACUAUGGAAAAAUUAGAAGUAGUUAAGGCAGAUGCACAAUUAGUUAAGAAUACUAUUGAUGAACAAGUGGUUAAAGUUAAAGGAACAUUGGAUAAUCUUGACGAUGUGUUGAGGAAUUUACGUGAAAAGGAUGAUAAAAGAGAUGUAGAAAUUAAAAGAUUAAAAGAAUACGUAAAUGAAAUUAGAGAUUUAGUUCCAAAG